This is a messenger RNA of Papilio polytes (common Mormon), 1158 nucleotides long. It is a transcript of the gene Syx18, whose product is annotated as syntaxin-18. Gene Ontology annotation, cellular component: membrane; endoplasmic reticulum; SNARE complex. Lineage: Eukaryota; Metazoa; Arthropoda; Insecta; Lepidoptera; Papilionidae. Bases 121 to 1104 code for a protein of 327 amino acids. The transcript has 2 exons. The record is from RefSeq and is a predicted model, not a curated record. Gene Ontology annotation, biological process: retrograde vesicle-mediated transport, Golgi to endoplasmic reticulum.
UUGAAUUUGUUUGACAUGUUGGCACUUGCGCUCUGCGAGAGUAUUUUAAUAUUUGUUAAUGUUAAAUCAGAGGUUUUCCGUUGAAUUAUUUUGUAACACACUUAAAUAAAAGAAGCGAAAAUGGAUAUAACACCACUAUUCAAAGCUUGUAUAAAAACAGUAAAGACUCGGAAUAAAACAUUCGGUAUUCAAAGUCCUAGUAGUGAAGAUAAGCAACGAUUACAUAGAACAAAACCAAAAAGCGAAUUUACUUUAACCGCGCAAGAUAUUACUUGCCAAAUAACACGCUUAAGAGAUUUUUUAUUGGAGCAUAGAGAAAGAUAUCUGAGUUUCUUUAACAAUGAGACUGGCGAUGAGAUGAGUGAAGCUGAGAGAGACCAAAUCGAUACCGGUGCUCAGAGAAUUGUAAACACAUGUUCCCAUUUGCUAAAGGAAUUCAGAAAUGACAACCGUAAGCUAGCUGUGUCUCCACAAAUGAGGGAUUUUAUGGAUGCAGUAAUAGACUUAAUUGACAUGUACUUGAAAGCUGUUUGCAAAAUGCAUAGUGAACUUAAAGCUUUAAGAGUCAAACGAGCUAUAGAUAUUCGUAAGUUGUCGCGUCUCGAACCUCCUACAGUCAAGUCUACAGUUCGAAAUCGUUUUAACCCUAAACAAACUGAAGAAAAUAAUGAGGAGAGAGUUUAUAAUACGGUUGAGUCAGAUGAGCCCGAUUUGGUGAAGACUAAAAUGGAUUUAUCAGAGAGUGAAAUGGCUGUCAUGUCGGAUGAAGGUGAACUAGAUUCAGAAGAACUACAGAUGUUUGAAUCUGAAAAUGUUCAACUUUUAAACGAACUAAACAGUAUGACGGAGGAAGUAAGGCAAAUUGAGAGUAAAGUGCUGCAUAUUGCUGAAUUACAGGAAAUAUUCACUGAAAAGGUUCUUCAACAAGAACAGGAUAUAGACAGGAUAUCUAAUACAGUUGUGGGGGCAACAGAGAAUGUGAAAGAUGCCAAUGAACAAAUAAAACAAGCUAUACAAAGAAAUGCUGGACUGCGAGUUUACAUUCUAUUUUUCUUACUAGUCAUGUCUUUCACACUUUUAUUCUUAGAUUGGUAUAAUGAUUAAAGAAAUAAAAAUAUUUUUAAUAUUGAAAUAAAACAUAUAUUUGAUAUAACUGAA